Phragmites australis (common reed) is the source of this 1039-nucleotide messenger RNA. RefSeq names its product NAD(P)H dehydrogenase (quinone) FQR1-like. NCBI's taxonomy places the organism in Eukaryota, Viridiplantae, Streptophyta, Magnoliopsida, Poales, Poaceae. The record is from RefSeq and is a predicted model, not a curated record. The transcript is spliced from 4 exons. The coding region runs from base 136 to 747 and encodes 203 amino acids. Gene Ontology annotation, molecular function: FMN binding; NAD(P)H dehydrogenase (quinone) activity.
GUCAAAUCAACACUGCAUCCUUGCCUAUAAAUACUCUCCAAGGCAGGAACGGCACCAAUUCACUCCACACCCCUCUCUCCCCCUGCUCCAGCUCCCAGAUCCCCGUCCAGUCCCAGGAGCUCCGAACCCUCCCCAAUGGCGGUCAAGGUCUACGUCGUGUACUAUUCCACGUAUGGACAUGUUGCUAAACUAGCUGAAGAGAUCAAGAAAGGUGCCUCAUCUGUUGAAGGCGUCGAGGCUAAAAUAUGGCAGGUCCCUGAAACUCUCCCUGAGGACGUACUUGGAAAGAUGGGUGCACCUCCUAAGCCCGAUGUGCCAAUCAUCACACCGCAAGAACUUGCUGAGGCUGAUGGAAUCCUCUUUGGGUUCCCAACAAGGUUUGGCAUGAUGGCGGCACAAAUGAAGGCGUUCUUCGAUGCGACUGGUGGCCUGUGGAGGGAGCAGAGCCUUGCUGGCAAGCCUGCUGGCCUCUUCUUCAGCACCGGAACUCAGGGUGGUGGGCAAGAGACGACACCAUUGACAGCAAUUACCCAGUUGACUCACCACGGCAUGGUGUUUGUGCCGGUGGGCUACACCUUUGGUGCUAAGCUUUUUGGCAUGGACCAAGUCCAGGGUGGCAGCCCCUAUGGUGCCGGCACAUUUGCUGCCGACGGUUCGAGGUGGCCCAAUGAGGUGGAGCUGGAGCACGCCUUCCACCAGGGUAAGUACUUUGCAGGCAUUGCAAAGAAGCUCAAAGGGUCUGCUUGAUCUCUGCCUGUCUCGGAUACCGUAAAAAACAUUUGCAGCUCCACCAUACCGUCAAUAGCUUUGGUCUCUUCCUUCGUGGUAUCUGCAUGCUAUGUGACUCUGGAACUUGACUUGCCGUCUGACAUGAUUUUUAUGCUAUGGUGAAUUGGUUGUAAUCUGCAGUUGGAAUAUUUUGUUACUCGUCACAUAAAUAUUGCAUGGUGAAUUGGUUGUAAUCUGGAGUUGGAAUAUUUUGUUACUCGUCACAUAAAUAUUGAUUGCUCAAGUAAACAACUUCAUAGUUGAUCUGUAA